Messenger RNA from Heterostelium album PN500, 606 nucleotides. RefSeq lists its product as uncharacterized. The coding region runs from base 1 to 606 and encodes 201 amino acids. Lineage: Eukaryota; Evosea; Eumycetozoa; Acytosteliales; Acytosteliaceae. The transcript has 2 exons. The record is from RefSeq and is a predicted model, not a curated record.
AUGGGUAAUAUUUCAACUAAAUUGGAUCUUAGAAAAGCAAAUUUUUCUGGAGAUGGACUGAAGGCUAUUGGAGAUGGACUUGCAGAGCAAGUAAACAGUAUUGUAACGAAUGGUGUUGAUGUCAACUCUGCCACACCAAAGUCAUCGGGUAUCCUUAUGUUAUUGUCUAGUGUCAGUAGUAUUCUCGGUCAGAUUUGGCCAGAGGGUCGUAGAUUCUACGUCGACGUAAAGGAUGACUCCACCGCCAGUCUCUUCUUGUUGCUCAACGGCCAAUACCGUCUGCUCUUCACUGUCAACGGUACCAACUCUGCCUACAAUAAAUUCGCAAUCAAAUUAGAUUCCACCGAACUCCAAUUCCUCGUUAUCUUUAACAAUCAAGCGGUCAAGUGGAACUACAAUACCUACCAAGUUUCACAAUCGAUCCUCAGAAUCGACAAAUCCGAAAAUGACCGUGGAUUCUAUUUCGAUACAUAUACACAAGCUGGUAUUGGACCUGAUGAUUACACAUAUGUUGACAACGACGACAGAGGUUUCAUCACAAAAAUCACUUCAGAACCCGCAUCAAACUAUACAAAUCUAGAUUGGAGUUACAUAUCUAGUUUAUAA